AUGGUGAACACUGUUCGGCCCGACGAACGGUCCGUCAUGACUUACGUGGCCGCCUACUACCAUGCGUUUGCAAAUUCGGCAAAUACCGAGUCUGCCGCUAGUCGUAUUGCCAAAGUGCUGAAGUCCAACCAGGACACGGAGAAACUGAUGGCCGAAUACGCUAAAAUUGCCUCCGAUCUCCUGGAGUGGAUCCAAAAGCAGACGCCUUUCCUUGCUCCCAGCACCAUAGGACGUCAGUGUGGUGCUUCCACGCACAAUUAUCAUUAUUUCCUGUCAACCAUGCCAGAAUCC
Dibothriocephalus latus is the source of this 291-nucleotide messenger RNA. NCBI's taxonomy places the organism in Eukaryota, Metazoa, Platyhelminthes, Cestoda, Diphyllobothriidea, Diphyllobothriidae. The record is from the annotation of a GenBank genome assembly.